Messenger RNA from Ostertagia ostertagi, 1473 nucleotides. NCBI's taxonomy places the organism in Eukaryota, Metazoa, Nematoda, Chromadorea, Rhabditida, Trichostrongylidae. The record is from the annotation of a GenBank genome assembly.
AUGCACCCGGUGAACACCGCUCCUGAGAGCUUGCCAUUCCUGAACAACGAGCUCGUAUACGACGACGGCUAUACUGCUGAAACGGAUUCGAGCGACGAAAGUGAGACAGAUCUCGCGCGUAUUGGCCGCGCCGCUUCCCUCACCGAUGUGCCAGACUUCUUAAGUAUGUCUGAGGGUACUCACCGACCGGGAAAGGAGAAAUCGAUAUAUCUCUUUGUGAGAGCUGCUCGAGAAAAGGAACGAUGGUUCCAUUUACUUCGCGAAGCUUGUGCACAGUCACACACCUACCGAAAGCCUUUAGCUAAGAGAAGUGCCAGCGUGAUAAAUGUUCCUGAUAAUGGUGCGGAUAAAACGCCACCUAAAUCGCCUUCCAGUCCAAUGUUUGAAGAUGCAGUCUACAAAAAAAUUCAUAAACAGUUUGCUGAGCAAAUAUCUAUCAUGCUAGGCUAUGGAGUGGCUCCGCCUGAGCGAGGGUCUACCGUCUCCCUCGAUCUUGGCACCCUAAAGUGGAGACCUGGAUGCCCAGAAGAAAAUUCGGACUUAGUCGAGUCGAUUAAUUCAGUUGGAACUAGAAUUUUCUUCGAUUUCUGUCGUGACGAAUUCUGGGCCAAUCAAGUGAAACAAAAAAUUCAGAGCAAGUUGGCUACGAUUCAUCUGCCUUAUUUCAUUGAGACGUUAGAGCUCUCAUCGUUGACUCUCGGAAGAACCGCGCCUAGAAUUGUUGGCGUUUAUACACCAAAGCUGAACGAGUGGGGUAUCUGGGUUGAUUUGGAGAUGAAGUAUGGAGGUGGUAUCCGUUUGGUUCUUCAAACCAGUGUGAAUCUUCUCAAGCUUCAUCAGGGCUCUACGAAGGUGGAAACUGAGCGAAAGAUGUCUCGCCUGAGCAGUGCAAUUGCUUACCCGACGUCGCACUACUCAGAUGAGGAGUUGCCGGAAAGUCCUGAAAGCAGUCCCGACGAGGACUUUGGUGCUAAAAAUAAUCUUGAACGGUCAGUGUUCUCAGUUUCUUUUGGUAGCGAAACCUGCAUUCGAUUACGGUGUCUUUUUAGUCCAAGUACCAAGGAACGAACUGGGAAGAAGAUAAUUUCUUUGGUAGAACGUGCUGCACAAAGCAGUCUUUUCCAGAAAGCUGCGAAAUUCCCGAAAGUGGCAAAGCUGAUUGAAGAUGUUUCUUCCACUCCUCUUAUAUUAAAUGUUGAAGUGGAAAUGCUUGAAGGCCCAAUUACGAUAAAUAUUCCACCUCCUCCAUCUGAUCGGCUAUGGUAUGCGUUUCGACGGCCACCCAUUGCUUCUAUCAAAGCCGUUCCUCAAGUUGGUGAUCGGUCUGUUGAUAUGACAACUGUAUCCGAUUGGAUCGAGUCAAAGCUUCGUCUACUAAUCGAAAAGAAUCUUGUAUGUCCCAACAUGGACGACAUCGUACUGCCUGUUAUGUCUGGGAAUGACCUUUUACGCAAAGGUGCGUACAACCAGUGA